Telopea speciosissima is the source of this 1531-nucleotide messenger RNA. RefSeq names its product probable receptor-like protein kinase At5g18500. The coding region runs from base 204 to 1376 and encodes 390 amino acids. Gene Ontology annotation, molecular function: protein kinase activity; ATP binding. NCBI's taxonomy places the organism in Eukaryota, Viridiplantae, Streptophyta, Magnoliopsida, Proteales, Proteaceae. The record is from RefSeq and is a predicted model, not a curated record. Gene Ontology annotation, biological process: protein phosphorylation. The transcript is spliced from 8 exons.
AAUUCAAGAAGGGAAUGUGGAUCAAUUUCGAUCUUGUUCAUGACUCCAUUUGGAAAACUUAUUCAAUCGUCAGCAGCGAAUGAAGAAGAGCUUCCUAAAGAUUGCUUUGCCUCCUUUGCAUGGAAAGAGAUUGCAGGUUCAAUGUAUAAGCAUACAUACUCUGAGUCUACCGUUCCACGUAGCUGAAGUGUUUCCCAUACCAAAUGUCAAGGAUUCUUGCAGCAUUAAUUGGAGGUGCUGCAGGAGCCAUGGCUUUGAUGGGGAUGAUAAUGGUAUUUCUAUGGUUCUGCCUGUGUCAAAAUAGGAGCAUUUCAAGAACCUCCGAGACCGGUUCAUCUGAUCCAUCUGUUCAAGUGGGAAGAAACAUCGGGCAUGAGUUGUCCUUAGCAGGAGGUGUAUCUCUUCCACCUGAGUUACAUGAAGCUAGGAGUUUUACAAUGGAAGACUUGGCUUUGGCUACAAAGAACUUUAAUGAUAUUAAUUUCAUUGGAGAAGGAAAAUUUGGAAAGGUGUACAAAGGUUUUCUUCAUGAUGGAAUGAUUGUGGCCAUAAAAAAGCGACUUGGGAUGCCAACUCGGGAAUUUUUUGAGGAGGUGCGUUAUCUGUCAUCUAUUCGGCAUCGAAAUCUUGUCAGCCUUCUCGGGUACUGCCAGGAAAAUGAGCAACAAAUGCUAAUUUACGAGUAUAUAACCAAUGGAAGUGUUUCUAGUCAUUUAUAUGGUGCGGGUCAGGUUUCUCAUGAAAAGAUAGAAUUCAAGCGUAGAAUCUCAAUAGCUCUAGGGGCAGCUAAAGGUUUGGCUCACCUCCAUUCAUUGAGCCCCCAUUUGGUACAUAAGGAUUUCAAAACAGCCAAUGUUCUCGUAGAUGAAACUUUCAUUGCUAAGGUUGGAGAUGCUGGGCUUCACAAUUUACUUGGUGGAGUUGAUGUUGCAGGUCCAUCUUCCCGAAUGAUGGCUGACAAUGUAUUCCUUGCUCCAGAGGUGAAAGAGUUUGGAAGAUUCUCAGAAAAAAGUGAUGUGUAUAGCUUUGGAGUGUUUCUACUGGAGCUGGUGAGUGGACGAGAAGCAGACCAAUCCGUAUCUUCUGGACUUGAUCAAAAGUUGGUUGAAUGGGCACAAAAUUAUCAGGACUCAAGCAACAUAUCCUCAAUUAUAGAUCGCAAAAUGGGCAGAAGUUUCACAACUGAAGGCAUGAAGGAGUUCAUACAGCUGACUGUCCACUGUGUGGAAUUCUCUAGUGAGAGGAGGCCUACCAUGAACCAUGUGGUAGCAGAACUGGAUCGGAUACUCGAGAAAGAAAUGAGCUUGACAACAAUCAUGGGUGAAGGCACCACCACUGUCACUCUCGCGAGCCAGCUAUUUACUACUUUAAGAUAAGAGAGUUGGUAUAGCUUGUCGAUAUUGUUUAUGCAAUCUUUGUGAGUUAUUCUUUGAAAUAUAGAGUAAAAGAUCCAGCUGUUUGAUAAGUGUAUAGAAGAACAGCUGUAUUUUUCCUUAUUUUUAACCCAUAAUUGUAUGAGAAAUCAUCUUGU